GGACUGUCACUGCUCUUGAACAAGGAAUCAUAUUACUGCAAGAACUUUGCUGAAACAAAGAAGAUAUAUUGGACAAAUGGGAAAUUAUAAAUCUAGACCAACCCAAACUUGCACUGAUGAAUGGAAGAAGAAAGUUAGUGAAUCGUAUGCUAUAAUCAUAGAACGAUUAGAAGAUGACCUGCAAAUCAAAGAGAAGGAGCUGACAGAACUGAAGCAUGUUUUUAGCUCUGAUGAAGCCUUCUGCAAAGUCAAUUUAAAUUACCGCACAGAAAAUGGGCUCUCUCUUCUUCAUUUAUGUUGCAUAUGUGGGGGUAAUAAAUCACAUAUUCGGACUCUUAUGCUAAAAGGACUGCGCCCAUCCAGAUUAACAAGAAAUGGAUUUACAGCUCUCCACUUGGCAGUUUAUAAGGACAAUGCAGAACUGCUAACAGCGCUGCUGCAUGGUGGAGCUGACAUUCAGCAAGUCGGGUACGGAGCUUUGACAGCCCUUCACAUUGCCACAAUCGCUGGUCACCAUAAGGCUGUUGAUAUUCUUCUGCAGCAUGGAGCUUAUGUCAAUGUUCAGGAUGCAGUUUUUUUCACCCCAUUGCAUAUUGCUGCAUAUUAUGGCCACGAACAGGUAACCCACCUCUUACUAAAGUUCGGAGCUGAUGUGAAUGCAAGUGGUGAAGUUGGAGACAGGCCUCUCCAUUUGGCUUCUGCCAAAGGCUUUCUCAACAUUACAAAGCUCUUGAUGGAAGAGGGAAGCAAAGCUGAUGUCAAUGCUCAGGACAACGAAGACCACGUUCCUCUGCACUUCUGCUGCCGAUUUGGACACCAUGAAAUUGUAAAGUUCUUGCUGCAGAGCAGCUUCGAAGUUCAGCCCCACGUGGUGAAUAUCUACGGAGACACACCUUUACACCUCGCGUGUUACAAUGGAAAGCUUGAAGUUGUCAAGGAAAUAAUUCAGCUCUCGGGAACGGAAAGUCUCACUAAAGAAAAUAUAUUCAGUGAAACCGCUUUCCACAGUGCUUGCACCUAUGGAAAGAACAUAGAACUUGUAAAAUUUCUUCUUGACCAGAAUGUUGUAAGCAUCAAUCACCAGGGAAGGGAUGGACAUACAGGAUUACACUGUGCUUGCUACCACGGUCAUAUUCGACUUGUACAGUUUCUACUGGAUAACGGAGCUGAUAUGAAUCUGGUAGCUUGUGAUCCCAGCAGGUCCAGUGGAGAAAAGGAUGAGCAGACCUGUUUGAUGUGGGCUUAUGAGAAAGGUCACGAUGCCAUUGUGACCCUUCUGAAGCAUUAUAAGAGACCUCAAGAUGAAUCACCCUGUAACGAAUACUCACAACCUGGAGGAGAUGGUUCCUACGUGUCUGUUCCGUCCCCUCUAGGAAAGAUUAAAAGCAUGACUAAAGAAAAGGCAGAUGUCCUUCUCCUCCGUGCUGGUUUGCCAUCACAUUUCCAUCUUCAGCUCUCUGAGAUAGAGUUCCAUGAGAUUAUCGGCUCAGGGUCUUUUGGAAAAGUAUAUAAGGGACGAUGCAGAAAUAAAAUUGUCGCAAUCAAACGCUAUCGUGCCAAUACCUACUGCUCCAAAUCUGACGUGGACAUGUUCUGCCGCGAAGUUUCCAUUCUCUGCCGACUGAAUCAUCCGUGUGUCAUCCAGUUUGUGGGAGCUUGCUUAGAUGACCCCAGUCAGUUUGCGAUAGUCACUCAGUAUAUUUCUGGAGGCUCACUCUUCUCCCUGCUUCAUGAACAGAAGAGAACUCUUGACCUGCAGUCUAAAUUAAUCAUUGCUGUAGAUGUUGCCAAAGGCAUGGAGUACCUCCACAAUCUCACACAACCGAUCAUACAUCGUGAUUUGAACAGUCACAACAUUCUCCUGUACGAGGAUGGCCAUGCAGUUGUUGCUGAUUUCGGAGAAUCUAGAUUUUUGCAGUCUCUGGAUGAAGACAACAUGACAAAACAACCUGGGAACCUGCGCUGGAUGGCCCCUGAGGUGUUCACCCAGUGCACGAGAUACACCAUAAAAGCCGACGUUUUCAGCUAUGCUUUGUGCCUCUGGGAGCUCUUAACAGGUGAAAUUCCAUUUGCUCACCUGAAACCAGCGGCGGCGGCGGCGGACAUGGCCUACCACCACGUGCGCCCACCCAUCGGGUACUCCAUCCCCAAGCCCAUCUCCGCCCUGCUGAUGAGGGGCUGGAACGCCUGUCCCGAGGGGAGACCGGAGUUUUCAGAAGUAGUCGCCAAGUUAGAAGAAUGCCUGUGCAAUAUUGAGUUAAUGUCUCCGGCCUCCAGCAACAGCAGCGGUUCUCUGUCUCCCUCCUCAUCGUCGGACUGUCUGGUGGCACGAGGAGGUCCUGGCCGCAGUCACGUUGCGGCGCUGCGCAGCCGGUUUGAGUUGGAAUAUGCCUUGAAUGCACGAGCUUACGCCGUCUGGUCCCAGAGCACUGGGCAACACCCUCCUCAGGGUCUGUCUUUGGAUGACAUGAGGAGGAACUUCCAGUACCCACCCAUCGACAAAAACGGCUACGUGUCGGACCCCAUGAGCACCAUGAGGUUUCACUCCUGCGGCAGCAGCGGCAGCUUUGAAGAGAGCGGCUGAUGGCCCGGGCCCUCCGCCUGCGGGGACUCGCCACCGACCCGCAGCCACAGGUCUCACCCCGUCAGCCCAGCUCCCAGCACCAGCGAGGGUCCCUACCCCCGACGGCUUUAUGUGUUGGUGACAACCGUCCCUGGCACAAGCUCUGCGCGAGCGUCUUUCCCUGCUGACCUGCUUGAGGGGCUGGGCUUGGUGGCGUGCGUCUAUUCCUCAACAAAGCGAGCGGCCCCAAGGAAUGCCGCACUCUCAGCUUCAGCAUUAAUAACCUCAGAGAUGGAAGGUAAAACGCAGCUGUUACAGUUCCCACGCUCCAAGGCGAGCUGCUGGUACCUUGGCUGCACUAAGGCCUGGGCUACCAGCCCCUCCCUGCCAGGGAGCCGCCAGCCCCGGCCCCAUGGAGCGGAGGAGCAGCCUGUCGCUCCCCGCCACCAUCCAGGCCCCUGUGGAGGGGAAGCUGUUCCUGCUCCCAGCUUCUGAACCAGCUCUACCUUCUUCCCCGCGUUCUCUGAAGCCCCAGCCACGUCCCGCGUCCCGUGUUCUGCCCCACGGCUCGCGCAGCUCCCAGGACAGCCCAUGGCUGCGGCUCGUCAGAGCCCUGGUCUUUGGAUGCUUUCCUGCUCCCUGAGAAUAAAGAGAUAUUUGGGUGCCCGUCUCAGUUGUACUCUUCCCAACAUUUGUGUUUUCUUAUCCACUUCCUUGUGUUGGUUUGAGUGAUGGUUUUUCCCAAAGAGUAUAAGCUUUCCUUCGGACAUUUGCUUACGAAAAGCAACACAAGUGCUCCAAAACAUACUUUAAACCAGAAGGAAAAUAUGCAGAAUUGUGUCAUGAAUAUGACAAUCUUAACAUAUCUGAAAAAUCAGUUCCAGCAUUAAGUUUCCUUUUCAACAGGAAUUUUUUCUUACAAAUACCUCUGCACUAUCUCCUUUUAAAGAUCGCUUAAAUCAUGCGAUGACUCUGUUAACACAGCAGCUGUACCCGAAAACCAGACACUGAACUGGAUUAGAGAGGAGAAAACGGAGCGGGGAAAGCAGACGCCAUUUGCACCGACACCUCUGUGUGCGCGCCUGUGCCCGAGCUGCCUGGUGCGAUCCCCCAGCACUGCCCUGGGGAGUGUCAAGCGGACAGGCGGAAACAACCAAAAAAAAAAUAUCAGAAAGCUUUUGAAGGCAAAACUUUUAUAGUUUAUAGAGCUCUUUACAAGGCCAACUGCUUGCAAAUAAUUUUAUUAGUAAUUAAAAUUACUGUGUCCUUCAAGAAAACAGUCUCUUAGUAAAUUGAUCCCUAUAGAAGAAACAUUUGGCUUAGGGGGAAAGUGUGUUUCAUAGGAGUGAUCAGUUAUUAAUACAAAUGAAAACUCUGAAAAAUGUAAAUUAUUGAAUAGAACAUGCUCCAAGGUUGUUUGUGGGAAUGAACCUCGUUUGUGCCGUUCCCAGAGAAGCCCAGGCAGCCCAGCACACUGAAAUACUGAUACAGAAUAAGAUGCUCCAAGGAUUCUUACCCUGAUUUUAAGACCAGCCAGUGCCUGGUGGCUGUGGCAAUAUUCCAAAUUGUGUGACAUGUCAGUAACAGAUGAUCUAGAUUAAGAUAAACUGGUGUCCAACCAAACAGGCGCUUGCACCACAACCAGGAGCGAGCCCGGCGUCCGCGAGUCUGGCUGCGGGCAGGGCUGUGCCCGCAGGGACGCGGCCCAGGGUAGCCCAGGGGCUGGAGAUUUCCUGCGGGGUGGCCCCGGUGGCUGCAGCGAGCCCCCGGCACGGCCACCGGGCAGGCUGGGCUGGCACAGCCCCCCAGGCAGGCGGGGGAGUGGGUCCCACCCCAUUUGUACGGCUGAGCCCCCCAAACACCGCAGGAAACCCCCAGCCUGAGAACGCCCAUUCAGCAGCAGCGCCCGGGGUGUCCCCCCGCAGAGGGCCCAGGGGUGGCUGAGGGCUACCACCGCGCCCCGGCUCCCCCCGCCUCAGCCUGGGCCCCCGCGCCAGGCGCUGGGCCGCCAACGGGCCGUCCCACACUGCGCCCACCUGGCGUCCUUCCCCCUGCCCGAACGCCGCUGUCGAGCCCCUGUAACCUCAGAGGGUGCGAGUUCAGCCGCGCGAGCCGGCAGCGGCACACCCGCGGCACAACCAUCAGCAUCCAGCGAGGAGCUGCUGAGGGAACCUGACAGGCUGGGGAGGGGGAAAAGGCCUUUGUGAUGAGCCAAAAAUUAGUUUUGCCAGUGGCAACACUCUUAGAUAGUUGCUUUUCUCACAUAUGUUCAGUUUAAUAAUUAGACUCUUUUUUCGGUGCACAUCUUGUUUUUCCCUAAAUGCCACCAACUUUUUUUUCACUUUGAAGCCAAUUACUAACUAGCAAUGGAUAGGAGAGCGGAAAUUACCAUGGGUAGCAUUUCCAAAACCUUACAUUAUCCCUUUUUGUGGUUUUCCUUCUUACCAAAAUUCCACCUGCUCAGACUGCAGGCAUACCCAUGUUUGAAAGGGCAGGAAUGGUACAUCUUGAACAGCCCGCCCCCCCCGCCCAUCCCCGCAACAGCAGCUGGGGGGGGGUAGGAAAAAAAAAAAAAAAAAAAGUGGAGUCAAACAGUUCUCUGAAGCUGAAAUUGCCAAAUUCAGCUUAAUUCCGUAUCUGGUUCAAGUCCUCUCACCACUUUAGACAUCAGCUGGGGGGAGGCUGGGCUGGAUGACCUCCAGAGGUCCCUUCCACCCCCUGCCCUUCUGUGGCUCUGGGAAGGCCGCAGCCACACGUACCCCUCGCGUGCCACGAGUAUCUAUCAGUGUAUAAACCCAGCGCAUUUGCAGCGUGGGGUUUUUUAGAGCAAAACAAGACCUUGUACGAGUUGGCAUGUUCCUCACCAAAGGAUUCAUUUCCCUGCUUGUUAAAAUCAUAGGCACAAGUGCCAUUUAUAAAUAUUUUAACUAUUUUAAAUAAUGAAUCGCCAGCUUUCCAGUCCCUUACGAUCACCACCGCAUUGUGCCUCUGGGACAGCCCUGGUGCCCCAGGUCCUCCGCAGCCCGAGCGCGCCCCGGGAGCUCAGCUGCCUCUCGCGUACCAGCCCCUGCCUCCUUUUCUAGAAGGCUGACGUGCAGAUACUCAAGUCGUCUUCUGCUGCCGCAAACACACACUGCCACGAAAUCACCUUCCGCAUGCUCUGAAUGCCAGAUUUCACUCAGGGAAGCUUCUACCCACACGGGAAGGACCCUCCCUCCACACUGCCAGAGAGCCAGUGUGGUUCGUGACCUGCCCAAGCACAGCCUUGUUUUAAUCCUGGCCCUGCCAGGGAAUCCCUGCCCGGCAAAUCCCUGCCCCCCUCCCUCGGCCUUUGUUCACCUGUAGCACUUGAAUUGCCACCCGUGUGCCCGGACGGGCCUUUGUA
This is a messenger RNA of Chroicocephalus ridibundus (black-headed gull), 5948 nucleotides long. It is a transcript of the gene TNNI3K, whose product is annotated as TNNI3 interacting kinase. The transcript has 25 exons. The record is from RefSeq and is a predicted model, not a curated record. Gene Ontology annotation, molecular function: protein kinase activity; protein binding; ATP binding. Gene Ontology annotation, biological process: protein phosphorylation. Lineage: Eukaryota; Metazoa; Chordata; Aves; Charadriiformes; Laridae. Bases 77 to 2584 code for a protein of 835 amino acids.